Colletotrichum graminicola M1.001 is the source of this 1560-nucleotide messenger RNA. Its product is annotated as WD domain-containing protein. Lineage: Eukaryota; Fungi; Ascomycota; Sordariomycetes; Glomerellales; Glomerellaceae. The record is from RefSeq and is a predicted model, not a curated record. Gene Ontology annotation, biological process: mRNA splicing, via spliceosome. The transcript has a single exon. Gene Ontology annotation, cellular component: U4/U6 x U5 tri-snRNP complex. Gene Ontology annotation, molecular function: protein binding; U4 snRNA binding; U6 snRNA binding. The coding region runs from base 1 to 1560 and encodes 519 amino acids.
AUGAUGCACCCGUCGCGGCAAGCCUACGUCGAGGAGGCGAUGGACGAAGAUCGAGGCAUUGCGCUGGAGGACAUUCCCACAGACCACGAUUAUGAGAUUCCCUCGGCCUUCUCCGGCGCCGCGCCUGAAAAGGCGUCCGCCGUCUUGGCGCAGAUGGAAAGGAAGAAGUUGGCUGCUAGCAUCGCGGUACCUACGGACGACAACCGAGUGCGGGCGAAGCUCCGGGAGAUGGGCGAACCGAUCACACUGUUUGGAGAAGGCAAGCCCGAACGCAGAGAUCGUCUUCGAAACCUUCUCGCCAUUCAACACGAGAUGGCCGGCCUCGAAAAUGGCGACGUAGAAAUGGAAGACGCAGACGCAGACGCAGACGAAGACGCGGACGAGCAGGACGAGGAAUUCUACACACCGGGUGGCCAGGCACUGCUCCAAGCGCGCAUCGAUAUCGCGAAAUAUUCUCUCCCCAGAGCGAAACGGCGGGUCCAGUUUCAAAAGGCCGAAGCCUCAAUUCCUCUGCGCACACACGUCAAGUUCCGGAAACAAAUCAAAGACAAACUGGAAGGUUUCGAGCUUCAGGGCAGCCAAACAGCCGGCGAUAGACACAUCAGCAUGACGAGGCUGUCACCGAACGGAGAGAUGGUUGCGGUGGGCAACUGGGGAGGAGGUCUCAAACUCAUCGAGGUUCCCAGUUUGGAGGCAAAGAUGAAUCUCCGAGGACACACCCAGAAGAUCAGUGGUAUCUCGUGGUAUCCUGGCUCUACGCUGCCCGAAAGCAACGUAUCUCCAGAUGCGGUGAACCUUGCUUCGGGAGGAGCCGAGGGCUCGGUACACCUGUGGUCUUUGAAUCAAGAUACCCCCCUUUCGACGCUUACUGGUCACGGCGGCAGGGUGUCACGCGUUGAGUUCCAUCCUUCUGGCCGCUAUGUUGCGUCGGCUUCGGAUGAUACGACUUGGAGGCUCUGGGAUGUCGAGACGACUGCAGAGCUUCUCCUCCAGGAAGGCCACUCCAGAGGCGUGUACUCUGUCAGCUUCAACGCCGAUGGCUCCUUGUUGGCAAGCGCUGGUCUUGACAGCAUCGGCCGUAUCUGGGAUCUGCGCUCAGGAAGAACGGUGAUGAUCCUAGACGAACACAUACAACCCAUCUACGCGCUCGACUGGGGCUCUGAAGGACACAGGGUACUAUCGGGAUCGGCAGACGGUUGGAUCAAAUGCUGGGAUAUUCGGAAGGUGCAGAGGACAGCAAACCUUGGAGCACACGCCAAAGCUGUCUCUGACAUACGAUGGUUCAGGGGGUUGGACGACCCCAUCGAUGGAACACCUCCCGUGACCGAUGAGAAGGGCGCACAACAACCCAAGAAGGCUGGUACAUUCUUUGUGUCUGGGGGCUUUGACGCAAAGAUCAAGGUCUUCUCAGCCGACAACUGGGGCUUGAUACAGACGCUGAGCGGACAUUCUGGUCCUGUCGCAAGCGUGGACGUGAGCAGAGACGGAAAGUGGAUCGUGAGUGGUGGACACGACCGGACGGUGAAGCUUUGGGGCCGCAAUGACGGCGAGGGUCUCUAG